UGCUUGUGUGUGUGUGCGGAAACGGCGAAAGAUGGCGGAGGUGGCGCAGGUGACUGGGCUGCGACCCAGCAUUGGCCCAUCGACGGGCGGAACCCUGGUGACGAUUCGAGGAUCCGACCUUGGCGACUCUGAGGAAGACAUUCUCGAUGUUACAAUUGGAGGCGUCUCUGUGAGGAGCUCAUUGAGGUACUUUUCAUCCUCAAAGCUGCAGUGUUUCACUGCGCCGUGCUCGCAGCCUUCAGGCCCCGUCGUGGUCACAACAACGGCAGGCAGGGGCGUGUCGCACGUGACUUUUGUCUUUGAGCAAGUCGAAUCUGAUGACGACGAGGAUCCGCCCACCAUAGGCAUGCUGACGGAGAGCCGCGUGUGGAAGGAGGAGGUGCUGGAUGACACGUUUGGGCUGCGGCUGGCACCGGCAAGCAGCAUUGACCGCGAUCCGCUCAAUCUCCAGCUCGAGGACACGCGCAAACCCCUUCGCGGCGAAAUCAAAUCGCGGGUGCAGGCGCUUGAGGAGCAGGAGGGCGGAUCGCACGUGCUCUCCGACCAGCACUUCAGCCCGGCCCUCUGUCUCGUCAAACUCUACCGCGACUGCACCCGCAACGAGCUCGAACGAGGGCUGCGACAUCUGGAGCGGAUGGAGGAGGAGCACGAUCGAAACUUGAAACAGCUCAUCAACGUGAGCUCGUCCACGUUUGUGUCGGCAUUUGAUGCCGUUCUAAAUGCGAAUCGCCGCAUCAAGUUUCACAAGCGCACGCUCAACUCGGCCUCAAUCACCAGCAAGCUUGCAGAGAGCAUCAGCAAGUUGGAGGAGACGACGCACGCGACGUACGAUGCAAUUCUGGAGCGGCAGAAGGAGGCGAACCAGCACCGAGCCAUGCUGCACGUGCUCGCAACACACCGCUUCCUCUUCAACCUCCCGCGCAGCCUGCGCGAUUCGAUUGCACGGGAGGAGUGGGCACAGGUCAUUCUUGAUCUUGGGAAAGCGAGAAAACUCUUCAGCGACCCCGCCGUCAGCGCUUUCCACCAGGUGAAGGCGACGAUUGAGGCAAUCGCUGGGGAGGUGAAGGCAACGCUCUACAGGCGGCUGUCAGCAAUGCCGCUGCCGCUCACCGCCAUUGAGGAGAUCACAGCCCACCUCCUCGCCCUCGAUCCCCAAUCAGAACCAGGCUGGUACGCGAUCCAGCAGCUGCAGAGUUUCAUUCUGUCGGAGAUGGAGCGGCUGGUGGGACAGCUUGCAAACGCAACGUCACUGGUAAGGUCCUCGCUUGAUGCGGCGAAUGCAGAUGAGAGCACGCGGGAACACGACACGCGCACGCAACUCACGUUGCUGCAGGCGAAGCAGCGCAUUGAAGACGCAGAUAAGCCACCGCGGAUUCUGUUUGCUGAGCAUGUGUGUGCGGUUGCGAUGGAGUUUUGCCCAAUGCUGUGGCGCCUCGCAAACUCAAGCUACCCGCCUCUCGACGAGGACGAGGCCAGCGGUAGCCAGCCAACAACACCGAGCCGAAAGCGUCGGCACUCGACGAUGUACCAGUCGAUGUUUGAUGCGUCCGAUCAUUUACAGAUGGAUAUGCAACGCCUUCUCGUCCGCCGCAAGCAGAUUAAGGACUUUGUGGAGACGGCGACGCUUCGUGCGACGUCACUGCUGCGCCAAAAUCUUCUUCGCGCGCAGGACGACGAAUCACUCGAGCACGCAAACGCGCGCAUCCUCCUCCCGCGAUUGGCAUCCCGCAUCAGCGGGUGCUGUAAAGUGAUGCGGGCAGAGAAGUUGCCUGAGGAAUGCGUCACCGGGUUUGAGGGUGUGCUCUCGGAGCUCCACCUCUUCACCAUCCACACCGUCUUCCGUCUUGCCGAGAAGGAGAUUCGACAACUGUGCGACAAGGAGGACUGGCAGCCGCUCGAAGAUGGCACACGCACAACACUGCCUGAAAAGUUCUUGCACAUUCUUACAGACACGCUACACUCGCUAAAAGAGUUUGCGAGCGCCAGCACGGCAACAGCCGAUGCACUGGACCAAGUGAACGUGGAAGCGCUGCUGUCGUCGACGUUCUCGUCGUUUGCAGAUGUGUUGGAGCAGCUGGCAAUGGCGCCUGUUCCUGCACACACAUCGCGCUCACAAUCGAUGAGCGGGCUGGAUGAGGAUCGUGGAUCUGUGUCGAGUGGCGUUGAUGAGACGACACGACGCAUACACACGCUGCAGCACCGCCUGCUGUGCAUCAUCAGCAACACGUUCUACACCCGCGAUGUUGUUGCCGGCACCCUCACCGCCGACCUGGACGAACUGCGCGUGGAUCUCAGCGAUCUCUUUGACGCGACGCUGGAGAAAUACUCUGAGCUUCAGCGCAGACUCAUGGACAAGUUGGUAGAUGUGCAGGCCCAGUCCUUCGUCACUAUCCUCCGUCACAACGCAGCAGCCGGCCUCAAGAGUCUUCCGGCCACACUUUCGAUUCGGCCGUAUGUGAUGCUGAUUCUCUUCGACCUCGUUCUUCUCCACCACGAAAUCACAAACACGGCAAAAGGGUUCACCGGGCGCAUUCUGGCUGCGAUCACGGAGCAGCUGAGUACGGGCAUGUUACAGGCCGUGCGUCAAGUUGUCGGCGCCCCUCCCCGCGUUAUUACGCAGCUGCACGCGGAAGUUGUUGUGUUCCAGCGUGUUCUGCACGCGUUUGACAACGAGACGAGCCUCUGGUCGGGUGUUCUCAAGGUGUUGGCGUCAAAGGCGGCAAAGGCAAAGCGAAACAGCAGCAGCGGCGGCGGCAGCAGCAGCAGCAGAGGCCGCCAGCUGCCAACGCCUGGUCGCCACUCUCCAACAGCAGCGGCGCCACCCCUCACCAUCUCAGCGGAGAUUGAGGCAGCGGUGGACGCGUUCAUGCGGCGGUCACGCGUGCAUCUCCACUGCCUCAUGCAGCAGGACUCCGAUCUCUCAGAUUCCGAUGUCGAGGUGUAGCCAACAAGUGCACAUAUACACACAUGCAUACACAUGCACACAUACACGCAAAAAACGCAUGUGGCUGGGCCAUUGUUGAAACGCCCACUUUUUCCCCUCUCAUCCAUGUGUACAUAUGGAGAUUGAACGACGUGUUGCUCAGGCUGUGUGACAUUGUUUGUGGU
This is a messenger RNA of Salpingoeca rosetta, 3108 nucleotides long. RefSeq lists its product as uncharacterized. Gene Ontology annotation, cellular component: exocyst. NCBI's taxonomy places the organism in Eukaryota, Choanoflagellata, Craspedida, Salpingoecidae. The record is from RefSeq and is a predicted model, not a curated record. Gene Ontology annotation, biological process: Golgi to plasma membrane transport; exocytosis. Bases 32 to 2944 code for a protein of 970 amino acids. The transcript has 27 exons.